Messenger RNA from Ornithodoros turicata, 4007 nucleotides. RefSeq lists its product as uncharacterized. The record is from RefSeq and is a predicted model, not a curated record. Gene Ontology annotation, biological process: signal transduction. Lineage: Eukaryota; Metazoa; Arthropoda; Arachnida; Ixodida; Argasidae. The coding region runs from base 119 to 3136 and encodes 1005 amino acids. The transcript is spliced from 19 exons.
GGGCGCUCUGGUCGUCGUGCUCACGUCCUGCCCUCUAUCGUCUAAGCGCCGCAGUAGUCGCCACUAGCGAGUGAAUCGCUGAGUUGUUCGCUCACGUGUGUAUUGUGCCUGGCGUUGAAUGCGUCCACCUGAGACACUUUCGCGGCUUCCUCUCACGAACGGUAUCGACUCGACAUGUGACAGAUUGGGAGUCAUGAGCGGCGGGAAGCUUCCGGAACCUCCGAUCGUCGCUGGCAUUCAGUACUUUGGAAAUGCUCACGCGGCGAUCAAGAACCAAGGCAUGGUCUUGGGCGUCGUGGUCCUCGAAAGCAACUCCUUGUCGACAGACGAGCUACGCCGCGUCAUGUGCGACCAGCUGCCGUCUCUGCCCGCCCACUUCGCGUUCCUCACCAAAGAAAGGUGGCCCGUCCAAAAAAGUCAGGAGCACCUUAUCAAGACAUCUCACCUCCUUUCCGAUGAUGGCGUCAUAAACAUCACCAGGUAUCACGAAAAGCCACGGGUUGCUGUCCUUUCCACUGGGGGAUCCACUCUGGGGUCCGUCUUCUGCGACUACAACGCUGUGUUACGCCAGUUUCGAGAAGUCAUCGCGGAACAGCUGCAUGACUUGAAACGGGGUUCCUCGUUGCCAGACUUUCGUUUCGUCGAGGGCAACGGGUGCCCCAUCACCACUCGCCAGGAGGCAGCUUUAACUGUGCUCGACGUCCUAGACCAGGGACGUAGCUUGUUUGUACUGCCGGGUGCAGCACCCACUGGGGAGUCUUCGACGCCAUCGACCUCUAGCAUAAUCCCUACAAACAUGUCCCAAAGACCACGACCUCACUUGCCCAUUAUGCCCUCGGAAGAGUGGGAUGGCAAGCGGAAAAAAUCUGUGCGCUUUAGCAGCGACGAACGCAGUCCCUCAAUGAGGCUGUCUUCUCGACGGUUGGGUGGCGGGCUAAACUGGUACAGUCGAUGGUCUAUGACGAGGCACGAACCAAAGCCGAUACUGAUCAGUUACGUGCGAGCCGAAGCAGCACAACACGCCCUUGAUCUCAAGAAGGAGCUGCUGAAAAUGAAUUUUAGUGUCUACCUGGACAUCGACGAAAUAAAAACUGGCAGUGACUGGCAAGAUGCUCUCAACUAUGCUGUGAGCGAGUGCCACCUUUUUGUGCCCUUGAUCAGCCGCAUGUACGGCAAAACGCAGUGGACAAACCGUGAGGUGAAACUGGCAGACGUGCUGCACAAAGUGAUAACUCCAGUCAAUUUCUUAGACACUUGGCCCCCUGAAUGCUUAGCAAUCCAGUUCGCGUCAACACAAUACAUUCCUGCGUGGAAACCUACGGAGCACGACACUAUACAAGGCGGUGACCUGUACAAAAACGACCAUCGAGUGAGCUGGGACGAAUCAAACCUGCGGAGAGUGGCACGAGAAAUUGCGGAGAGGUAUCGUCAGACCACAAAGAAGGAACAGGUGGCGACCAAGCAGUUGGGACUCAAAAAGUCAUCGAGCCUUAAGAACAAAAGGAACUCCCAUCUUACAACGCUUACAGAAGAAGUGCCAAUGGCAAAUGUAAUGGAGAUGCCAGUGCUAAAUCAGUACCCUGAGUUGAGGGAGUUCUUGGGACAUCAGCGGGUUAUUGUAAUCAGCGCGCAUCCCAGACAGAAGGAAGUGGCCCAAGCGAUUGCUGGUUUCCUCAACAAAGAGGGCUACACCGUGUGGAGCACGACCGAACUCUCGGAGACACGGGACAGCUACUCGGACGCAGACGGCACCCACCCAAAUACGCCUCGCGACGCAGCGCCUCUGCCCAAGAGCGAUCGUGUUUUUGACGGCUCUCGAGACUUUAAUACUCGUGUUACGGAGUACAGGCGGAGUACUCAGCAUGACACACACGACGGUCACCCGUCAGUCUGUCGUCUGCCGUCGCAGAUGAGCGACGUCAGCGUGGCGUCCGUGCUAGGUGGCGAGAAGUUGGAGCGGGUGAAGCGGUUUCAGCAGAUGGCUGUGCGGGCCAACGUGGUCGUCGUCCUCAUCUCAAAGGAAUACAUCAAUUCCAAAACGUCUCAGCAGCAGGUUUUCUACUGUGAACACAGAAAACACGUCGUGCUGGUGCAGUGCGACGACUACCCUAUUCCGUGUUGGUUCUCCUCGCUCAUGGGCAAUGACAUCAUCAAGAGAAACAGUUGCGAGUUCGAGAGCGCCCUGAAGGUCCGUGUGAGGCGUGCCACAAAUCCAGACUCGUCGGAGACUCCGAAAGACGCCGCUACGGAAGCCACGAUUCAGUGUCUCGUGACGUUCAUGAAAAAAGAGAUCCCCGCAUUGGAAACCUGCGUCUACAUUGCUGGAGGCUCAAAGCUGCCUCAGAGGUCAGAAGAGAUAUGCAGGGAAAUCGGCAAAGAACUGGCGAAGCUUCCAAACGUGGCUGUCAUCACCGGAGGUUUCUACGGAGCACCAGAUAUCGUAGCACGUACGUUUCACGAGGCACGGGAGAACAACGGCGAGACGGACACUAAAGUGUUCCACAUCCUGCCUUGCCGAGACGAGAAGGUAGGAGAGAGAGGUCAUCCCAAGGCACCGCAAAACAGCGACGGCUCCUUCUCGGCUAUUCCGUACGGCAAGAACCUGUUCCUGGGCAGUUCGGUGAAAGAGCGGGAGUCGACGGUUGCACGGGCAUUCGACACGUGCAUUGUGAUUGAAGGUGGGCCUUGUGCAGCGCAUGAGGUGGAACAGUUUGUGUGGAACGACCACUUCGUGGUUCCAAUUAUCUCCACCGGUGGAGCCGCUGGUGGCCAGUUUGGUGUUCCUCUCAAAAUAUUAGAGACCCCGCACUGCAUCGCGGAAGAGAAGUGGUCGGUGCUGUCCGAGAAAGAAGCGUCCCCGGCGGAAGUCGCGAAAGCAGCCGUCGACAUUGUGGCUCAACUCAAGCGGGCCAUGGUGUCGCACGCGCACUCGCACUUGGUGCGCAACAAGUACAAAAAGAUCAAGAAACGUGCGAAACACGGAGAGAGCGUCGCGCAAGGCCUGUCCGACGGCACCCUGCCGGCGGACAAAGAAAUUGCUCCUUCCGCCGCCGGCAGUGCCGCCAAGACGUCGUACCAAGCUAUGACGCGCUGGCAGAGGAUAGUCAAGUACUUGAGGAGCAUGUCGAGUUCCUAGUGGUGUCACACCGCAGUGGGAUUGUUGUUGUUUUUUUCCCCCGAGUGCGUGUCAUCUCGUAAUGCCUCAAAGGCUCUCUGUUUCUACCAUAUUUACUUGCAUAAUUGGGUGCAGCUUUUAACCGCGUUUUACUCGGAGGAAGUUUUUUAAGUCGUACAAAUUCGUUACCACAGCAAAUUGUGGUAGGGGUAUUGUAAAUACCCGCUCAUUUUAGAGGUCAAGUUUUUAGAAAAAGUGGUAGAGACCUGCCAAAAAAAAGUAAAACUGCACCAAAAUUAUCAUCCUUAAAUUUCUACUCGAAACGUUGAUAGUGCUAUCUCUCAAAUUAUUUGUGAGGCAUACUGCAUUACACAAUUAGAUGUUUCUUACGUGCCUCUUCUCUUAGAAGUGCCGACUAUGCAACAGCGUUGUAAUUGCACCUAUUCUAUUUGAUUCAAUUAUCACUCGAUACGAUACGUAGUACAUCGCGGACACGUUGUUACUGGCUUAAAAACAUGCGCCGUCAAACUGCAUGCUGUACUGAGCAGCAUUCAUUCUCAGCUUCAUUCCCCACAUGGAAGAAAAAUGGCGGGAACCCAUUCGCGACUGCGACGUUCAAAUACUUUUUUCCAAAUACGAGUCAAAAUCUGGUGAAAGAGCACAUUUUGAGGCAGAAAAGAAAGGAACACGUAAGCUGGCAAGAGGAAAUGCUAAAUGCAACGUAUUUACUGUUAAACCGUACCCGCGGAAUUGGCUGAGUUUUCACUUUGACGAGUUCGGUUCCAGAGUGUUUUCGGGUUUUACCCACAGUGCCACUGAUGCAAAUUGGGGAUAAAACAGGUUUUGUUGUGUCUACCCAGAUAAAACCCAUUUGCACCCCCCACCCAUUUGC